GCCACUUUGAUUCUGGAUACCGAAUGCAAACUUUCACUUUCACGCCAAAUGGACCCAAGUGGACCCAACCGGGCGUGGGAACAAGAUUCCAGGGUUUGAGGCAUUGAACAUGCGGUCGGUGUAGCACUGGCAUUAUCACGAACACCAGUAUUCAAGCCUUGACCCUGAGGUUGUUAAAUGUCAAAGUCUUCGGACAAGAAGCGUUUGUUUACAAGCUGAAUGAAUGUAAGGAAUAAGUUUGAAAAAGAGGCAGCCAAGUCAGAAGAUGAGGUGCAAGUGCUUGAUUUGUGAAAGAAGCAGGUGAUGAGAAGAGUGCAGCGGUCAUCUGUACGGAUUCUACCAUGACUAUUCUGCAUCUUGUUUGAGAGGAGAAUCAGUGCAAUCUACAUUGGGCAAGGCUCAAGCAGGAAGUCAGGAGUCAGGAGUUCAUGGUGUCUACCGAGUAUUCACGUCCAAAUUGUGAAUGUCGUGCUUCCUUCAACAGGAGCGUGUCCUUGAAGAGACGCGGACUCUGUGAUUGUGCCUUCCCUCAAUGCUGCCUAAGUUUAGUUGGCCUCCCCUCUGACUCUCGCUCUUCUCUUUUUCACUUCAUUCUUUCCCUUCAGUCCAAGACACUUGAUUUUCCCCAUCCACCGAAAACUUCGAAAAGUCAGCCAUCUCCCAGACCUCAUCGUCUAACCCUACACUUGCAGCUCCCAAUCUGUACAUAUGUGCGUCUGGGAAAUCUUUGAGGGCAGUGGCCCACAAGACUGGAUGGACGAGAUCUCCGAACAAGUCGGUUGCGACGUCCUGCAUGCAGGAGAUCAAUACGGCGAUGAGGGAGAGGAAUAUGAUAUCAUGAUCAAAUCGAUUGAAGAGACUAGAAACAUCCUCGAUAGCGGCAAAUUCGAUGAAGUUUUCGAGGAAAACCGCAAACAGAGACAAACCCGAUCCAGUGACGGUGGCAAAACCGGCUGCUUCUUGCUCACCAUCGCGUCCAUGGGGGUCGGUGCAACUAUCAGCGACAACCAUAAGAAAUAUCUUCGUCGUCAUGCGAAAACCAUCUUUGGGGACGGGAAUGCACUGGAAGAGUUCAGAGAUGCGUUGAGGAAGUAUGAGAGUGGCGUCCCAUGGCAUUUCAAGUCUCCAAGCUACCCUGGACUAGAUCCAUCUGCCACGGCCGACUACAGAAAGGAUGCCAAGGUCUCGAAGCUCGAGUCAGCAGAUGAGAGUGGUGCUGCUACGAAAGAUGAAAAGAAAAAAAGCUGCAAGAGCAAGAAGAACACAAAGACAUCCAAGGCUGCAGCAUCUGAGCACGGCACCAGAUCCGAAGAUGAAUUGGAGGCUCCUGUGGCUAAGAAACGCAAAAUCAACAAGUAAAAAACAUGCACGGAACCGGCCCUUUCAUGCAAGCUGGGAAGCAUGAAAGCAACGAACUGAAGGUGGCCUUGGUGUCUGCAGUGACUGCUCAGUCAGAUGUUCGACACAAUGCUCAGCUUGCUGCAAGUACGGAAACCAACGGUGACUGUUGCACUGUGAAAAGAUGAAGGUUAUCGACUGUCGUUCAGAGCUGUGAGAGGUAUCAACGUGAAGUGCUACGAACUAUGAAAGAAUGUGCUUGACAGGCUUCAGCCUUACUACCA
Exophiala xenobiotica is the source of this 1622-nucleotide messenger RNA. RefSeq lists its product as uncharacterized. The transcript is spliced from 5 exons. The record is from RefSeq and is a predicted model, not a curated record. The coding region runs from base 709 to 1359 and encodes 216 amino acids. Lineage: Eukaryota; Fungi; Ascomycota; Eurotiomycetes; Chaetothyriales; Herpotrichiellaceae.